Ascochyta rabiei is the source of this 2964-nucleotide messenger RNA. RefSeq lists its product as uncharacterized. Gene Ontology annotation, molecular function: phosphopantetheine binding. The transcript is spliced from 4 exons. NCBI's taxonomy places the organism in Eukaryota, Fungi, Ascomycota, Dothideomycetes, Pleosporales, Didymellaceae. The record is from RefSeq and is a predicted model, not a curated record. Bases 1 to 2964 code for a protein of 987 amino acids.
AUGCAUUUGACCAGAGAUGCCUCCUUUUUGUUGCCUGAUCUUGUCAGCCAUCGAGCAAAGCAUGAUCCGCAUGGCGUCUUUGCCCGCGUUCCUGUCGGACCUACAUACACCAGCGGUUUCAAUGACGUGACCAACGCUCAGCUCAGUAACGCGAUCAACUUUACUGCUUCCCUUCUCUUGACGACGUAUGGCGAGAGCAACAGUUUUGAAACCCUUGCAUAUAUUGGAUCAAUGGACUUACGCUAUUCCAUCAUGGUGCUUGCUGGAAUAAAGACUGGCUACAAGGUCUUCCUGCCCUCACCAAGGAACAGUAUCGAAGCCCACGUUGCCCUUCUGACCAGGUUGCGAUGCGGCAAGCUCGUGGUUACAGAACCACAAUCACCAUGCAUACCGUCAAUACUAAGCGGACUGGACUUAAGUACCUUCACUCUACCAUCCUUGGAUGUGCUUCUCAAUGUUGGAGAUGUGGAAGAUAUUCCAUUCAUGAAGACAUUCGAAGAGGCAAAAAACGAUCCUAUCUUCGUGCUACACACCUCAGGUUCAACUGGCGUACCAAAGCCACUGAUAUACACUCACGAGUGGGCAUCGAAAUGCGUUGGCUCUAGCUGUAUUUCUCCUCUGGAUGGCCUGGUGGAUUUUGCCCAUUACAUCACGAACGGUUCGUUCUUCAUUACCCUGCCCCCGUUUCAUGUGGCUGGCGUGGGGAUGACGCUUGUGAUGGCACUCUAUCACGGCAUGGUUCCUGUAUACCCAAUCCCAGGACCUCCACCAACAACACAGGCCUUCAUAGAUGCCAUCAGUAACACUGAUGUUGACUGGGCUCUCGUAUCCCCCGUGGUUGUCGAUGAACUCGGCAAACGCCAAGAUCUGAUUCAAGUUGCAGCAUCGCGUCUGAAGUACAUCAGCUAUGCUGGUGGUAGCGUACCAAAAGCUUCUGGGGAUGCAGUUGCUCAAAAGCUACCAAUCUGGACAGUUCUAGGCUCUUCAGAGGCCGGUCUCACUCCGUUGGUUCACGACAAGGAUGGUUACGACAACGCUAAGGACUGGGUGUAUAUGCAUUUCAACCCAGCCUUGAAGCACGAGAUGCGACACUCCCACGAUGACUUCUACGAGCUGAUCCUCGUUCGUAACGCUGACACAGACAUCAUUCAACCAGUCUUCACACACUUUCCAGAUGCUAAAGAGUUUGCCACCAGAGACCUGUUCAGGCCACAUCCAACAAAGAAUGACCUUUGGCUAUAUCAUAGCCGCAUUGACGACGUCAUCGUCUUUUUGAACGGCGAGAAGACAAACCCCAUCUCUUUUGAACAUCACAUCAUGAGCCAUCCGGAGGUCAAAGCCGCAUUGGUUGUGGGUGCUCAACGCGUUGAAGCUGCCUUGCUUAUCGAAACAGCUACAGAUGCAGAGCUCACUGAUGACGAGAAAUCUGGACUGGUUGAACGUGUCUGGCCAUUGAUUGAGGAAGCAAACAAAGUCACACCAGCUCACGCGCGAGUAGCAAAGAGCAAGAUAAUUUUCGUCAAUUCCAGCAUCCCAAUGGCUAGGGCUGGCAAGGGCACAGUACAGCGUGCUGCAACUCUGGCUCUCUACGCUGCUGAGAUUGAGGAGGUCUAUCAGCAAGAGGAAAGCUUGGAUGCUUCCAAUGUAGAGACUAGUCCAGAGAUGAGUCUGAAAAUUCUGGUUCGGAACGCCGUCGCCGAAAUGGUAUCCAUGGACGACCUCGACUUCUUCCAGCUCGGCAUGGACUCGCUUGGUGCACUCAGAUUGCAGAGGGCCCUGAAGAAACGAUUUCCGGGAGCAAACAUAUCCAAUGAUACCGUUUACUCCAACUCGUCUGUCAACACGUUGGUCAGGGCGCUGGAGAAGGUAAUCUCCGCACCAGCAGUAACCGCGACGAAUGCGACAAUUGAAAACAUAUCUUCCGGAGACGAAGCACAGACAGACCUCGUACGUACGGACAGUGUGGUAACGCAUGAACCAACAACGACGACUAAGGAGCUAGAGAAGAUGCUUGCAACCUUUACCGAAGAGAUUGAUGCCAUCAAUCCACAGGAAGACGUAUCGGCUCCCAGAUCUCAAUACAGAGACUUUGUCAUCCUUCUAACUGGGACCACUGGCGCUAUAGGGUCGUAUAUCCUCGAUGCUUUGCUCUCUAGGCCCGAGAUCGCGCACGUGUUCUGUUUUAACCGCACUGCAGACGCUCAAGGUCGGCAGAUCAAGACAAAUCAAGCUCGAGCUCUCGUCACGAACUUUCCUCCCGAGCGUGUCACUUUUCUGAAUGGUGAUCUUACUAAGCCAAGCUUCGGUCUCGCCACCGGCAGCUACGAUGAGCUUCUCACACGAGUCACACAUAUUGUGCACAACGCUUGGCCUGUCAACUUCAACAUGUCUUUGGCUUCCUUCGCGCCAUCAGUCGAAGGUGUCGUGUCUCUGAUACGGUUUUCAGCGAAAAGCAAGGCAAACAGCUCUAUCCAAUUCCUCUCUUCCAUCUCAAGCGUCUUCAAUUACCCGGAAGUAACGGUACCAGAGGAGAUUAUCUUCGACAUGUCAACUCCGUUGGCUGGAGGGUAUGGACAGUCGAAGUACCUCGCAGAGCGCCUUCUCGAUCACGCCUCCAAAAGGCUCGGCGUACAUGCCAGUGCAGUACGUAUUGGCCAAGUCGCGGGUGCUGCACGAACUGCUGGUGGGUGGAACCAACAAGAGUGGUUUCCAAGUCUCGUCACCACUUCUGCUUUCAUGGGUGUCCUCCCAGCUCGACUAGGCAAUGGUGCGGACAAGGUGGACUGGAUACCAAUUGACCACUUGGCGGAAGUGCUUGUGGAGCUUGCGUUGGCGUCUCAACAUGUCGAAGCUGGUACCUGCGGUGCAGCUGUCAAUCAAAUCGUGCAUCCUUAUCCAGUGACAUGGACAGCGUGUCCAACCGUACGUAGUACGGCCCGUAACGGUUACGGGUUACGGCCGUAA